AUGCCUAAAAGCAAAUAUGAAUGCGAACUUUGCCAUAAACCUCUCCGCAAUCUGGGCGAAGCGAAGUCCGUUCAUGACCGAACAUGCUCGGGGUUCAAAGCAUUGCAUCUUCAAUCUGUGGCGCAUAUCCAUGAGCACCUCCGGAAUGCUGCUCAAGUCCCUCCACCUCCUCCAGUUCAAGUCGAGGCUGUUGAAGUUUCGAUGGUGAUCGAAGAGGUCGAGAUCCCGGCCUUUCGCAACAGUGGUCUUCCCAACCGUCGUCGUCGCGCUCCAGCGAAAUUGAACGAUGCUGCUCCCCCACCACCACCUCGAAUCCGCGGAGUAAAUCGACCCGUUGUGCCUGUGGCGGAGACUGAACUCCCACCGCUGGCAAUGCCUGGUCCAGAGCCCCAGCCACAGAAGUGGAUUCGCACUCAAACCAACUCUUUUGGGCUUUACAAAGUCUAUCCGCAACGACCAACACAUGACCCCGACUCACAAGUUACCUCGAAAGAGCUUUAUACCAUCAACAAGCAAGCUACGGUUGGACUGGACAAUUUUCCAUUGCCGAACGAGCCUUGGUAUUACCCUUUCCCCAAUGCAUCAGUCGCACAUAUGAUCAAGUACCAUAUCGAGGAAGACAACGCGGGGUCCAUUGGCGCCUUCGACCGCCUUGUUCAAAACAUUUUACAGCCUAACGAGGAGGCUCAAUCCGAUGGGGUCGAUUUACGCGAACUUCCCGUACCUUUUUCCACAAAGAAGUUCCUCGAUGAUCUCGACAAGAAGGGAAUCGAGCCUUUAGGUAUAACGGAGAAAUGGCAACUGGGUAGUGUUACGCUGAAACUGCCUUGUGUGGGUCGAGGGCAGAAGGAAUCCGCGGCCCCAGAGUUCGAAAUAACUAAUAUCCAUUAUCGACCGCUUCUCGAUCCAAUAAAGGAAGUUCUCCAAGGUCCUCUGUUCGAGAAAUUCCACACAACCCCAUUUUCCCUCAGAUUCGACCCCACAACAGAUUCGACCCCACUCCCUCAAACUGACGCUCGACUUGAUUCGAAUACGAAUACUUGGGGACUACCAAGCCUUCCCGCUGGUCACGAAGAGGUAUUUGGGGAGAUCUAUUCGUCAGCGGCCAUGCUAGAAGCAUACCACGCCAUUCCGCAACCCCCACAUCCUCAAUCACCUGAUGAUCCCGUAGAGAGCAUCAUCAUAGCUCUCAUGGAAUGGUCCGAUGCCACUCAUCUGGCUCAGUUUGGCACCGCCUCACUCUGGCCAGGUUACACAUUCUUCGGAAACCACCCUAAAGAGUUCAGAGGUAAACCGUCUUCAAACGCAGGCUUCCACCAAGUAUAUUUCGCGAGCCUUCCCGACUCGGUAUAUGAUGCAUACCGCGAGCAUUACAAUUGUGAUAUGCCUGACGAGGUCUUCACUCACCUGAAGCGGGAUUUAAUACAUCGAAUAUGGGACCUAUUACUCUCAGAAGAUUUCAUGGACGCGUAUGACAAUGGCAUCAAGAUCAAAUGCUGGGACGGCGUUGUCCGCCUCGUUUUCCCUCGCUUCUUUAUCUACGGCGCAGAUUAUCCUGAAAAAGUUCUACUUGCGACCAUCCGAAGCAUGGGCGGCCGUCCGUGCCCUCGCUGCCUCAUUCAGAAGGGACAAAUUGCAGAGACUGGUACAGUUAACGAUAUGAAGCGACGAGCAGUCAUCCGUAUCGACGAUCACCCUCGAAGAGUAACCGUCGAGGACGCGCGCAGAGCCAUUUUUGAGAAUGGUUCUGCUGUCGCCGGCUCUUCUAUCAACAAUAUACUCCAAGAUAAGUCUUGGGUUCCGGUACGGAACGCAUUUUCCAAACUCGACACCAACAAAUUUCCGUUCAACUUUUACACCAUGUUCGUUCCCGAUCUAUUACAUGAAGUUGAACUGGGAGUGGCAAAGGCCAUCGUCACCCAUUUGAUUCGAAUGCUGCAAACCUUGAAGAACAUAGGAGAAUUCGAUUCACGCUUCCGCCAAGUUGGGACGUUCGGGCGAUCCGUGAUACGAUCGUUUGGCAGCAACGUUUCCGAUAUGAAAUAUGCAGCUGCGCGGAACUUUGAAGAUGUGAUACAGUGUAUAAUACCUGUCGUCGAGGGACUCUUUCCUGAUCACCAACGUCUGGUCGAUCAAUUGUGCUUCGAACUGGCAGUGUGGCAUGGAUAUGCCAAACUGCGUAUGCAUACAACGUCGACCGUAGAACUCUUCCGAACUGCGACCAAGGAUUUGCUUGCCUCUAUUCGACGCUUCGCUCGUGAAACUGCCAACAUCAAAACAUAUGAACUGCCCCGCGAGGAGCGCCGACGAGCAAAACAGGUGGCAAAGAAAGUGGCAGCACUCAGCAACGAAUUGCCGACAAAUCCUAUCUCAGAUUCGCAACCCAUCACUUCAGCUGACAACGCAAAAACUCAGUCCAAAUCCAAACCCAAACCCAAACCCAAACCCAAACCCAAACCCAAGUCGAAGUUGAAGUCCAAACCCACACCCGCAUCAGCGCCACCACCAGCACCCGCACCCGCACCCGCACCCGCACCCGCACCCGCACCCGCACCCGCACCCGCACCCGGACCGGCACCCGGACCGGCACCCGGACCGGCACCCGCGCCCGCACCCGCACCCACUACCGCGCCCGCACCCGCACCCACUACCGCAGUCGAUUCUCUGACAAAUGUGCCAGCUGCCAUGACAUCAACAUCCCUAGCUUCUCCACCUGUUCUCGUCGCCAACACAUCUAAACGAGCGCCCGAAAAAAUUGAGAAACCGUUCAACUUGGUCACUUACAAGUUGCAUUCCUUGCCGGACUACCCAGAUUCCAUUACACGAUUCGGGACCACAGACUCGACCUCGACCCAAACUGGAGAGUUAGCUCAUCGACUGGUAAAACUGCUCUAUCGAAGGACAAAUAAGCGGGAUCAUGUCCGCCAAAUUGCGAAACAUGAGCAUCGUCGACGUUUGAUGCGUGCGAUGUGGGAAAGGCGUCAAUGGUACAAGGAUCGAGAGAAGACCAUGUCCGCUAGCGCACCAGAGCACACAGCCAAUACCGAUCAACCGACUGGUCGCCGAAGAAGACUGCGGUCUAGCUUGCGACCCAAACCCCGUUCGUUGUACGGUGCCUACGUGCCACCAGAACAGCACCACUACAUAUCGGAUUCUCGAAGAACAUUUUGGCGUCUUUCCGACAUCGAGGCCGAUACAAACUCUGAUUCCGAUGGUGACGGACCUGCCGUGGAUCCAAUGGAGAUCGAUCAGCAAGAAGACCCUGCCUUAAAAGACUUCAUCAUCAAGCUCAAGGCCCAUUUUCGUUUUCGCCUGCUGGACGUUGAAGAUAGCGACAUAUCCUUCAAUCAGGAUGAGUUAAUGAAGGUCCUCAUAGAGAAGGAAAUGCUCUAUACCCAUGCGACAAUGAGGGUGAACUAUACGACUUACGAUGUAAGAAGAGAUCAAGACAUGCUGAACCCACGCAACCGCAAGUUUUUCAUCGUUCACUCGCUGGACCCUGUGGAUCCUCACCGCUAUUGGUACGGGGAAAUCCUGGGCAUCUUCCACGCCUAUGCGUCACUGGCGGACCGGCCAAGCAAACCAAAACGGCUCGAGUUUCUUUGGGUUCGUUGGUUUCAACGUGAUAUUAGUUAUCACUGUGGGUUCAAGGCCAAACGAUUACCUCGCCUGCAGUAUAUGCCUCACCAACACGAAGAUGCAUUCGGGUUUCUCGACCCUCAAGAUGUUGUGCGGGGUUGUCAUCUAAUUCCCGCUUUUCAGCAUGGUCGCACAACCGAUUACCUUCCGAAAUCUAUUGCCCGCCCCGAAACUGCAGCAGAUCAAGACUGGCAAUACUACUAUGCCAAUAUGGUUGUGGAUCGUGAUAUGCUGAUGCGGUAUCACCAAAACGUCGUUGGUCAUCGCAAACUUGUGUCAGUCCCAGUGACUCUGGACAGCGAUCCUGAGCCAGCGGAUGACAACGUGCCGGACGAGUCAAGCGAAGUAAUGGAUGUCGAUUCAAUUGUUCCGUUGGAGAAUGGGGAGGAUGGGGAGGGGGGAGAGGACCCCGACUGGUGUGCUGACCUGGGUUACGAAAGCGCCGGGGAGGACGAAAGCGCCGAUGAAGAUGAACCCCUUCAAGGGGAUGAUGCAUUGCACAACCGUUUGGGCUUUGCGGCGGAGUGA
Mycena indigotica is the source of this 4167-nucleotide messenger RNA. RefSeq lists its product as uncharacterized. The record is from RefSeq and is a predicted model, not a curated record. Lineage: Eukaryota; Fungi; Basidiomycota; Agaricomycetes; Agaricales; Mycenaceae. The transcript is spliced from 11 exons. The coding region runs from base 1 to 4167 and encodes 1388 amino acids.